Molecule: messenger RNA, 589 nt
Organism: Linum trigynum
Lineage: Eukaryota; Viridiplantae; Streptophyta; Magnoliopsida; Malpighiales; Linaceae
Source: the annotation of a GenBank genome assembly
GUUAGAAUUGAGUUCGUCACAACUCUCAACCGGGGACGAGUUCUACAACCGGUUCAACGAUGAGAUCUUCAAAGCUCUCGGACCUGUCGUGGGCAGAGCUGCGCGAGCAGGCUCGGUGCAUCAGCCGUCGUUGUAGCUCCGAGGAGCUGCCGACCGCGCAAGUAGAAACGGUCACCAGAGCUGGCGAUAGCGAGCGCCCACCACCGUUGAUCGAGGCCGACCCGUGUGCUGACGAGCGCCGACCCGAGCCGCGCACCGUGACAGUUGACGCCGGCGAGGAGCAUGCACCCAGCGAACCAGCGUCGACCCUCUCGCUGCACUCGAUGGCUGGAUUGUCCUCCCCGGGUACUCUCCACUUCAAGGCUCAAGUCGAAGAGCAGCUGGCCAUUGAGGAGACACCAGCCGCAACAACCAUAACUGUCACCAUGACAGAACCGCAGCAUCCAAUACGGGGUGACUAGAAAGCACCAUCAACCGCUGUCAUUAUCCCAAUGACGAACACAGCUAUCGCAGUACGAGAAGUUGUCUCAUAGCCAAUCCUGCCGUGUCCAGCAGCAACCGCCGCCACCAAUGAAGCUCAAAAAAUUGC